This is a messenger RNA of Heterocephalus glaber (naked mole-rat), 839 nucleotides long. The record is from RefSeq and is a predicted model, not a curated record. NCBI's taxonomy places the organism in Eukaryota, Metazoa, Chordata, Mammalia, Rodentia, Bathyergidae.
CCGGGGAAGGCCGCCUCCGGAGGAGCCCCCGCAGACGCCAUACUAAAAGUCAAAAUGGCUGCUCCGAGGAAGCCCGCACCGCGUAGCUAGUGAGGGCUGGGGAAGAGGCAUCUUCGGGAAAGGGGGAGGGGGCUCGAGGAAGAGCCGUCGCCGGGACUGUCACUGCCCGAGUCGCACAGUUAUAGCCAUAACUUUUGAACUAUAUUUGGAAAGGCACUGGCCAGGAAAAAAAUGAUAAAAUUUUUCCUUAUGGUGAAUAAACAAGGACAGACCCGACUUUCUAAGUACUAUGAACAUGUGGACAUUAACAGGCGAACACUUCUGGAAACAGAGGUCAUAAAGAGCUGUCUCUCUCGAUCCAGUGAACAAUGUUCUUUCAUUGAAUAUAAGGAUUUUAAGCUGAUAUAUCGGCAGUAUGCAGCUCUCUUCAUUGUGGUUGGAGUUAAUGACACUGAGAAUGAGAUGGCCAUUUAUGAAUUCAUCCACAAUUUUGUGGAAGUUUUAGAUGAGUACUUCAGCCGAGUGAUAAUGUUUAAUUUAGAUAAAGUACACAUCAUUUUGGAUGAGAUGGUAUUAAAUGGCUGCAUUGUGGAAACUAACAGAGCAAGAAUACUUGCCCCUCUACUAAUUCUUGAUAAAAUGUCAGAAAGCUGAAUGGAAAGCUCUACCAGACAAUAUGGAUUUACAGGAAAUAUGAACACCAUGGAAUACCGCUUAACAGGUAUAGCCCAAAAGAACCUGGAAGACCGCACAUUGCAAAAUGGGGUAUCCUUCCAAACAUAAUAAAUGGCUGUUUUUCCCAGUUCCUAAAUGGAAAAUAAAACUGUAUUUUAAAAAUC